Molecule: messenger RNA, 1605 nt
Organism: Cavenderia fasciculata
Lineage: Eukaryota; Evosea; Eumycetozoa; Acytosteliales; Cavenderiaceae
Exons: 1
Coding region: 1-1605 (534 amino acids)
Source: RefSeq, a predicted model, not a curated record
AUGAAAUACAUAUUUAUUUUAAUAUCAUCAUUAUUAUUAUUGGCAACAGAAGUAUGUUUAGGACAAAAUGUAGUAAAUUUUCGGUGGUCAGUAGAUUGCAGUCAACAUUGUGAUUUCCAAGACCCCGAUAAUUGGGUUGGCGGUGAUGCUCCUGGAACAGGUGAUAUUGCAACAAUUGACCUUACAGAGUACAAGUACAACUCUGCUCUCAUUCAAUUGAGUUCCGAUAUCAUUAAUAUCGAGUAUAUCAAUAUCACUGGAGCACCUGAAAACUGUCAUUUCAUCUUUCAAAUCAACAAUAAUGCUCAAGUUAUUGCCAAUCAUUUCCUCGCCACUGGUAAUGUCGCAGUCAUCAUGGACAGCUAUGCCAAUGUCAUUGUCCAAUCAACGUUUAUGAUUGAUGACUCUAGACUUUUAGUCAAUACCAAUGCCGUCCUCAACAUGACCACCUUUACAUCAUCGCUGACCUGUUCCACUAUCAUUGGUCAAGGAUCCAUCCUUUCAGUCAUAGACUCUGCUUCGAUCGGAGGUACAUUGGAAUCAAUUGAUACUUCACAUAUCAAUUUCCAAGGCAAGAUUGUGUUUGCUGACAGUGCCAAUGUAACAGUGUCAGGUUCCAUCAAGUUUGGAGACGACCAAGUUAUUUUCCUCAAUGGUUCUACAUCCAUCUUUUCUCAAGGUCUCGAAUCGAGUGGUCAACUCUUACUAGACUAUUCCUAUGUAACUGUAUAUGGCUCGUUUAUUGCUAACCAUGUCAAUCUUACUGGUGAUUCAACACUCGAUAUCGUACGUUCAUCCUAUUCCAGAUCAGUGCAAACUCAAAUUGCCAGCAUUGUAUCUGAAGAUCUAUCGGUGUUUAGUGUCGAAAACCAUGAUCUUGCAACCAUCCAACAAUUCGAUUUAAAAGGAUACGCUCUUUUUAUCAAUACUACAUUAUCUCUAGUCGAUGGAGUUGCCAACACUAUUGUAUUUGAAGAACCAGUUAACGAUAUCACCAUCACAAAUUGCCUAAUCUAUUCGACCAUUACCCACAAUACAACAUCGCAAUUUAACCUUGUACUUCAAGGUACGACAGAAUUGUAUCAUGUCAAUGCUACCAAUUGUCAUAUGACCGUUAAUGAUCUGAUCUACUUUAUCGGAAGUAAUAUUGGAUUGUAUGGUCAAUCGUCAUCAAUAGAAAUAUUGAAUGGUUCGACCUUAGUCAUUUCCAACUCUUAUUUGACAGUUCCAAUCAUUUCAGCCGAUGGUGCAUCGAUCAAUAUCGCAGACCAAACCAAUAUCAUUGGUAAUGUUCAAAUAUCUUCAUCUAAUUUGACAUUUGGUGAAUUCAAAGUAGAAGGAGACAUGCUAAUUGGUGCACAAUCAAAUGUCAAUGUCGACGUUGAAACAUUCAGUACCCAGACUUGGAACACACCCGUUCAAAUCUAUGGUAGUUUGAAAUUCGCUGGUAACCAUCUAACAGUUCUUCCAACCACCACUCGUAUCGUUCCACCCAUCUCUUACUAUAUCUUGGAAGCUACCAAUACUCUCAGUAUUGAUACAUCAAUUUGUACCUAUUCAAAUGGAAAUGGAAAUAGUACAUUUUCACUUCAAGGAACAUACUAG